This is a messenger RNA of Scleropages formosus (Asian bonytongue), 3552 nucleotides long. RefSeq names its product nicotinamide nucleotide adenylyltransferase 2 (gene nmnat2). The transcript has 11 exons. The coding region runs from base 346 to 1266 and encodes 306 amino acids. Gene Ontology annotation, molecular function: nicotinamide-nucleotide adenylyltransferase activity; nicotinate-nucleotide adenylyltransferase activity. The record is from RefSeq and is a predicted model, not a curated record. Gene Ontology annotation, biological process: NAD+ biosynthetic process. Gene Ontology annotation, cellular component: Golgi apparatus. Lineage: Eukaryota; Metazoa; Chordata; Actinopteri; Osteoglossiformes; Osteoglossidae.
ACCCAGCAAAACGGCACAAAUAUUUCAUGCUGAGUGAGUGUCCCCACGAGCCAUUAUUAUGGGGCUGUUCGCGCACCUGCUCUUUGUACAAAAGCAGACCGGGAUUACGGAGCAGCAAUAACGGGAUGAGCCGAGGCUCGCCUCGCAGGAGCGCACAGUGCGGCUCUUCGCCUUUAAGGGGGAGGCCGCGGUGACGCGCGCCGUGUCCGCGCACUGACGGGGAUUAGCGCAGCCGCGCGACGCAGCCUCGCGACUCAGCCUCGCCUUCCGUCGGCAGCGCCGGAGACAGCAAACAAAGCGCCUCAGUCCGCCGGAGAGGAACGAGGGAGAAGCUGCGACGUCGCCAUGACCGAGGCGGCCAAGACGCACGUUAUCCUGCUGUCGUGCGGCAGCUUCAACCCCAUCACCAAGGGACACAUCCACAUGUUCGAAAAAGCCAGAGAAUAUCUGCACAAGACAGGAAGGUUCAUUGUAAUUGGUGGGAUCAUCUCCCCGGUCCAUGACUCCUAUGGAAAACCGGGUCUGGUGUCCAGCAAACAUCGGCUGGCCAUGUGUCAGUUAGCAGUUCAGUCCUCUGAGUGGAUAAGGGUAGACCCCUGGGAAUGCUACCAGGACACCUGGCAGACCACUUGCUCUGUGCUGGAACACCACCGUGACCUCAUGAAGAGGGUGACUGGAUGUAUUCUUUCCAAUGUCAACUCCCCGUCCACAACACCAGUGAUCGGUCAGCCACAGAACAACAACACCCCCAUCUACCAGAGUCCCGUCCCCAACAACAAGCCUACAGCCAUUAAGCUGUGGGGAAAGAUGAGCGACAGCCUUGGAAAAAUCUGCUGUGUCCGCCCGCACAUUGAGCGCUUUGCGUUUGUGGAUGAGAAUGCAAACUUGGGCACUGCAGUGCGUUAUGAAGAAAUUGAACUGCGCAUCCUGUUGCUGUGCGGAAGCGAUCUGCUGGAGUCUUUCUGCAUCCCCGGACUGUGGAACAUCACCGAUAUGGAGGUUAUUGUGGGCGACUUUGGCAUCGUUGUGGUACCCCGUGACGGCACUGACACCGAGCGAAUAAUCAACUAUUCCUCUGUGCUCCGCAAGUACAAGGAUAACAUCAUUGUGGUCAAAGAUGACAUCAACCACCCUAUGUCCAUUGUCAGUUCUACCAAGAGCAGGCUAGCUCUUCAGCAUGGGGACGGACAUGUGUUGGACUACCUUUGCCAGCCGGUCAUUGAUUACAUCCUUCAGAGUCAACUGUACAUCAACACUUCUGGAUAGAGCGCAGCUCCACGCCGAGCCCCGAGCCCCGAUCCCCACCCCGUCCCCUCGUGUACAAGCUGUAUCCGUUCAGUCCUCUGCUUUUCUGUGUGCGAGAGCAGUCAAUGUGUCCAUUCCUUCUAAGUGUAGCAUAAGGAUCCUGAGGAAGUAAAAGCCAGGAGUUUGUAGACCCCCCCGCCUCCCCAUCCAAUACGGUUUUUUUAAUGUGCCAAAAGGCCAGAAGCGAAUGCACAAAGUAGUCCGUCUGUAAGAGACAGAGCGGGGGCGCAGACGUCACCUUGGGUCUCCGUUCCUGAUUGUUUAAUCUCCUUCUACUGCAUGCUUUGAAGUAUUAUUUUGGCAUGUCUGUUUACUCGUACAGUAGAAUAUAGUUGGUAGUAAAUGUGUUAGCAUUAAACUGCUAGGAAACGAAGGUGUCUGUGCACAGAGAGAACCAUAUCUGUCUUUCGCAUGCCUGUCUUUCUCCAACAGAUUCAAGUCAACAUGUUCUGAGUUAGAGAAAGAGGAAGCGUCGUUUGUGACGCGUCCGAGACGGAAAAUACUUUUUGGAUGCGCAUUAGCACCGUGUCACACGCCACGUUAGUUCCCGACUUUCACACGAUUGUAAGAUUCUUCAUUACUUUUUGGUAAGAUGAGCUCCCAUUCCCCACACCUGUAUUUUUAAACUGAGUCGAACUUGAUUCAAAAGCUUUUCGAAUACGAAUGUUUCCAGCGAUCCCUCGUACCGUGACGGCUGUGGCAACGCGGAGCCUAUACUGGGAAGCCUAGGGAACGCAGGUCAUUUUGAAAUCAGCAAAAAAAAAAAAAAAAAAGAAGGAAAUCAAUGUACAGUUCAAAAAUCUUAUUUUCUGAGGAUUUUUUAAUGGACACUGAAAAGCGUGGAUAUUUGUGUGUCGCUUAAACGCCUGCCAUCGCUGUCCCCGCUUUCAUUUCGUGACUGACCUGACUGGACGGAUCUGUCCGUGAAGAGCAGCAUGGCCGUUUGCAGCACACGGUGUCUCAGUAGUAGCAGCGCAGCUCUGGGUGUGUACCUUUAUGUUCCUGUUUCGAAGUAAUGCUGAGAUGCUGAGUGGCGAAGCAAUCGUUGGAAACCCUGCCUGCUUUCUGAGAAAGGGAACACGAAUCUGGUGGAUACUUUGUUAUUUUCAGUGUAGUAGCUGUAGCACUCAUUCACUCGGUGGUGUAAACGCACGGGGAGCCCUAUCCCUGCGUGUGUGAGAGAGAGAGAGAGAGAGAGGAGAGGGAGAGUACAGCGGCAGCGGGCAGCCGUCACCUGCGAAGGCCAUCGGGAUCUGCUGGUUUUCGCUGAUUUAUUAAAGCCUUUGCUGAGGGAGAGAAUAUCAUCUGGCUCUUGCAGGCGUACAGCAUAUUAACAGCUGGCAGGAAUCUGUUCCGAACGGGGACAUUCCUGAGACCCUAAAAGGCCAAGGAGGUGUCAUUUCGCAUCCAGACAGCCAAAAACUACACAUCCUGUGAUCCUUGUAAGGAAUUACUGCCCACCUCCCGGUGCCCGUUCGUUCGUUCGUUCGUUCGUUCGUUCAGUUUUUUCUCCACACAUUCAACGUGCCACAUCCAAAGGUAAAUAUUUAUUCUAAAGGUUUCAGGCUGCUCAGUUUUGUCAAUGCAGAAUUGCGUCAUAAAUAAAGGGCAUUAAAAAAAAAUACAGGGCAUUUACUCUUGGAUGUAGAUGCUGUUUAGGUGAAAAAAAAAUGCAUCGAAAUGUUUUUUAUUUUCUUGCUGAAGUAGCAGAAGGAAAGGGAACCGAAUGUACGACCAAGUGGUUCCCAGUACCGGUCCAAGAAGGGGGCCCUGCCAUCCAGCAAGUGAAUUAAGUGUCGUCGCUCAAAUAAAAUACCCAGCUGUAUAAAAGGUUCAAGUGUAGGACUGUCAGGUAUGUAAGUAAUUUUGUACGUCACUGUCUGCUCUCACAGGAGACUGAGUAAUGAACAGAGAGGUUUAAAUUUACUUGUUUGGUGAAAAAGAACCAUUUCUGAACUCUGGAUUCCAAAGAACUAAUGGCAUAUAUUUUAGUACCACCGGUCCUACUAAUUUAGCAAAUUUAUUUUUUAACAGUGUGGCAUCUAAAGUUAUAUCGUCAGGUUUUCGGCCCAAGAAAUCUUUUGUAUAUCUUUUCAUCCUUUGUACUGUAUGUAUAUGGAGCAUGUGACCGGACAAUUAAUUGUAUUUGAAGUGGGAUUGUAUUGCUUUUUUAAAUCCAUUAAAUGUAACUUGCAAUAUUACAAAAAUAAAAAAUACAAAUACAUAUAUUAAAUUACAAUUACAAAA